Scomber japonicus (chub mackerel) is the source of this 5896-nucleotide messenger RNA. RefSeq names its product elongation of very long chain fatty acids protein 6-like. The transcript has 4 exons. Gene Ontology annotation, cellular component: endoplasmic reticulum; endoplasmic reticulum membrane. NCBI's taxonomy places the organism in Eukaryota, Metazoa, Chordata, Actinopteri, Scombriformes, Scombridae. Gene Ontology annotation, molecular function: fatty acid elongase activity. The record is from RefSeq and is a predicted model, not a curated record. Gene Ontology annotation, biological process: fatty acid elongation, polyunsaturated fatty acid; very long-chain fatty acid biosynthetic process; sphingolipid biosynthetic process. Bases 138 to 944 code for a protein of 268 amino acids.
GAGCAGCAGCAGUCAGAUUGUAGCCUGUCAGCGGGCCCGUCAACACCAAAUACCAAACACCGACUUUCUCCUCCUUUUUUUUUGUUACAAGCCGUGCAGGAGGCUCCGGAGCCCGGCGGAAGAAGAGCCGAGGAACGAUGAACGAGAGUGAGCUCGGUCCGCUGCAGGAGUAUGACUUCGAGAGGCGUUUCGACGAGAGACAAGCUCUGGAAUGGAUGCAAGAAAACUGGAGCAAGUCAUUCAUGUUCUGUGGCCUGUAUGCUGCGCUCGUGUUCGGCGGCCAGCACUUCAUGAGGGAAAGGCCAAAACUGAACCUUCGACGGCCGUUAGUGCUGUGGUCACUCAGCCUGGCCAUCUUCAGCAUCAUAGGAGCUGUCAGGACCGGACUGUACAUGCUGCACAUCCUCACAACCAACGGUUUCAAACAGUCCGUGUGUGACAACAGUUUCUACAGCGCCCCCGUCUCCAAAUUCUGGGCCUACGCUUUUGUUCUUAGCAAGGCCCCCGAGCUCGGUGACACAGUGUUCAUUGUCCUCAGGAAGCAGCGUCUCAUCUUCCUGCACUGGUACCACCACAUCACCGUGCUGCUCUACUCCUGGUACACCUACAAGGACCAGGUGGCGGGCGGUGGCUGGUUCAUGACCAUGAACUACUCGGUCCACUCUCUCAUGUACACCUACUACGCGGCCCGGGCAGCUGGAGUGCGGGUGCCCCGUCCCUUCGCCAUGAUCAUCACCGCCUCCCAGAUCCUACAGAUGGUGAUGGGCCUGGCCGUGCAGGGCAUGGUGUACAACUGGAUGCACGAGGUGCGCUGUCCGUCCCACUUGGACAACAUUGCAUGGGGAUCUCUCAUGUACCUCAGCUACUUGGUCCUUUUCGCCUUGUUCUUCUACGACACAUACCUCAAGGGCUCUCCCACAGACAAAGGGUCCAAGGCAGAGUAGCGUGUUUGUACUGUGCUCUGCGUUCGCAUCGAAGUGUGCCAUUAGUAGAAAUGACCAACAGCGAGGGGCCAUGAAUGUGUGUCACAACCGCACUAGUUAACAGUUUGCUGCGUCCUCCACUUGUCCUUUUGAUAGAAAUGUGUAGCUCAAUACAACGAUGCGUCCAUAGAUUUAGGCUGGUUGAGACUGAGCACAUUUUAAUAUGAUCUUGUGACUAACUCGGAGUAAUGUAGGGAAAUAAUUAAAGAAAGAGAUGGAAGAGAGGAAUACAAUGUUUUAGUGCUUUGGCUCCAUAGGCUCAUUACUAGUAUAUAAAAACAGCCAUAUGAGGACCAAAUGUUGAUCAGAGGUGGUUAACAAAUGUUAUGUUUCAAUGAAAAAGGGAGUCAUUGAUGUGCAGCAAACAUGAGCUCUUAACUAGAAAAAGUAUUUAAAUUUUAAGGGAAUGGGUCACUGUUUUGGAAAUUAUGCUUAGUUAUGUUCUUUAGGAAGUGAGAUGAGGAGAUCGAUAUCACUCAUGUCUGUGCGUUCAGAAGCGAGCUGGAGUCAGGACGGUUUUUUGUUUGCUCCUUUUCAAGAAGUGUCAUCUUUUCUCUUGAAAUACUGAGUCAGUAAUUUUUUUCCCCAUGAGUCAUUACGUUUUUACUGGUUAAAUUCAGACCCUCUAAUAAGUGUGGCGGUGGUAUUUUUAGAAAUGAUUGCUCAAUUAAUGAUUUGAAACUUUCCGACUAGUAGCAUUGAUCUUUUUAACACAUAACUGCCCCCAAAAAACACAAUUUCUGUUUCCGUACAGGUUAAUCAAGCAAGAUGCAUGUUAAUUAGCGACAGACUAGCUGUUUCCUCUUGACUCCAGUCCUGCAGUGCUACGCUAACCACUUCCUGCCUGCUUCUCAGCACACGCACAUCAAAACAGUUAUAGGUCUUCUCAACUCAAUUUCAUGAACACAAAUUCCCCGAAAUCUUGAACUGCACCUUUUUGUUUUGUUUUUUAAAUAAGGGGGAAACAGUUGACCAGUUGCCAUGGAAAUCACAUGGAAAAUGAACAACUAGGCUAUCUGUCAGAGUUCCUCUAAACGGAUAACAAUGACAUCAUAUUAAUAUUGAAAUGGUAGUUUUAUGGAUAAGGAUUUUUAUUUUUUUUUUGCAUAGACUGCUCUGCUUAUGUGGUGGAAACGCUGUGAACACACCUCAGUCACAUCACAUUUGUUUGACCCUAGGAUGUUUUGAAUGUAGGAUCACCAAAAGGGAAUGAAAGACUUUACAAAGCACUGAAUGAAAGAAGGGUGUUUUCUCGAAUUUAGUUUUACAGUACACUCACCCCACACACACACACACACACGUACACACGUACACACACACAUAUUACACAUAUUUUAAGCUGCAAGAUACCGUCAUGUCACAGAUCACUGAGCUGAUGCUUUUUCAUGUCGCUCCCUCAGUGCUGCUUAUAAACCACUGAGCACAUUAAUCUUUAUUGAGCUGUGUGUGGCUGCUGCAGUAAACUGAGACAUGCUAAUACGUUCUCACCAGGUAUUAUUCAAAGGAGAAACCAACACUGACGUUUUUGUUUAAACGUACUGCAGCUUGUACUUUGUCUGCUCUUACCACACAAGCACUUUGUCAAAUGAUACUAUCUGAGUAAUGAACACAUUCCUCAGCUGACAGCCGUCCCAGAGCAAGUUUCCUCCAGGAAAUGGGUGUAAUAUGUUUAACAUCUCUUGUUUAAAAGCUCUAGUCCUUGUUAUCCUUUUUUGUAAAAAAUUAUGUUUACAUACUGUGUGCACAUUUUGCCUUAUUCACUUCACCUGAUUACAAGCACUGAGCAGCACCAGGCCUGCAUCUCACCUUCACGGUUAAAGGGAUUUUUUUUUCUAUCAGUGGGCCAGAUGUAGAAAACUAUGCGAAACGCUCUUUUCAUCAGGGUUUUUAAAGUCGUGCUCGCUCAUAGUUCUGUUUUAAUGAGUCUUGAUUAUUUUGAUCUACAUGUUCAAACCUGUCCUCACACCGGCAGUUAGCCAUACAUAGCUAUAAACACACCCUUAACCACUUCUCAAAUGAAAACAAUACCGAAGGAGGAGCGUAUAGUACUUUCACUGAUUUUUGGCAACAAGAGUAGUCGCCAUGUUGUUUGAACAUUACACUCGACUGUGGAUAUUUCUAAUAUGUAUAAGUCAUCCAAAGCACUUGUAAACCAUCAUCAAACAUCAUGAAUUAUAUAAUGAUCUGAUUUAUAGCACUUGCAGUGAAACAAACACUUUAAAAUGAAUACAAAUGACAAAAAAAAGAAAAAAAGGUAUAAUUGAGCAAACAAAUAAACUGAAUAAAAUCCAUUAAAUUCGCUUUUUUGAGGUAAUAAGCUAUAUCUACAAUCAUUUUUAGUUUUUUUUGGGCAUUUCUGCCAUUUGAAUCAGGGAUGCUGCGGUUAUGUGAUAUGUGUCGUAACCACCUGUUCAGCAGGAGUGUUCAAUCACAUUAUUCUACCGUCCAUUUAUUCUGUUAUCAGUCUAUUAUGUUAAAUUCAAUGGUUAUUUGCCUUUUCCUGGACAACGUUAUGUAAUGCUGCCCUGUAAAUUAAAACAAAUAAAAAAAUCUCUGAAAGAUCAUUGACAUCAGAGACAGGUCACAUUAAUGUCUGGAUUUUUUUUUUUGAAUAUGUGUAGGAUUAAAAAAAGGAUAAAAGUAAACAGAGCAUCUUCAGGUUGUUGGGGAAAUGGUGCAUAUAUGUUUUCUGUGUGUAUCCAUUGUUUAAACAUCUGGCCUCCAUGUGUAUGUUAUGUUAAAGGAGCAGGUUGCCCUCUCAGUUAAAUAUACGUCAUUAUAUUCAUCCUUCAUCACUUAUAUAUUUAGUGUUCUAUUUUCCGAGCAGUGUUGAACUUUUCCCUGUGUGCUGUACAGAUCAUUUCAGUAGAUUCACACUGGUUGAAUCAUGUUUUACUGAACAAUAAUUUGAUUUAACUUAUAUACUCUACUCUAGUUAAAAAACAAAAAGUGGGCUGUAAGACACCUGAAUUGAUGUGCUUAAACAUAAACUCACGGGGCUGUUAGAUCAUUUGUGCUGCGCUCAAUGAGCUGCUUAGUACAUUGUAAAUAACAAGAAUCUAUUUAUUUUCUUAAUAUAUAACAUUCUCCAACAGCAGAUCUGAAAUGUACAUGUUAGAUGUGAGAGUGUUCGUGUUAGUUCCUCUUUCCAUCCACAUUACGCCUUUUGAGCGUUUCCACAUUCUUUUAUAUCUGCUGACAAACUGAUCAUGACACCAUUUUGCCUCUUAAGUAUUAAAGGAUCAGUCUGGUGAUUUUCUAUAUAUUUCUUAUUGUCAACAAAUCUGAUGCAUAAAACCAAAGUAUUGUGUUUGUAUCUAAAGCCUGAUAUUUCUUAUUCCUGUGUAUUGUAGAUCUCUCUUUUUCCAACUAUUGAAAACACAUCAAUGAGCCACACCAAAGAGCACAAUUGCAUUAGUUUGUAUAGAAACUGCUCCAAAGACUAAUAACAGUGAUUAUAUUUUCAGUCUCUGGAGAGUAGUUCUGUGUAAAUCAGACGCCACUGAGUCUGUGCAUCAAUGUGGUUCUGUUAAAGAGAGUUGCUUGUUGCGCUACAUAUCACAACCUCUUGACUUGUUGUGUCUGCCAUACACAGAACAACUCUCAGGAGAUUGAAAAUGAGAUCACUGUUAAUCGUCUUUGGAGCCGUUUCUAAACAAACCAACAACCAAACUCUUAGUAAUGAAAGAACAUGUCACCCAGUGCAGCGGUGUUGCUCACUGAUAUAUAUUUAAUAGGUUUUGGACGACAUAUCAGGCUUUAGUUACACACACAAUACUUUUUUGACCCAGUAUGAGAUUUUUUAACAAAAGGAAAAAUGUAUAAAAUCACCAGCUGUCUUUUAAGAGAUGGAGGAUAAUUGUGAAGUCUGUCCAGAGAAGCUUUAGGUUAAGUGUUUAAUCUGUGGUAUGUGUAACAUAAUUUCAAACCAUCCUCUUUUUCUUUAAAUCUUGUGUUUUUAAUACUCAUUUCAAAAGAUGCUUCUCCAUCUUAUGAAGACGUGUUUAUAGUGGAUACUGAUAGGUUAAACCACUGCACAUUAUCUGUGUGAGCACAAACUGGAGCAGCUGCUUACAAAUUGUGCACUGAAGGGAAUUUUGUUUUUGGCUUGGCGAACACAUGAAGAUGUUUGUCUUUGCCGUCGUGUUUAACCCACUACUGUAUCUUCAAUCCAUGGCAGCCUCUUGGUGCUGACGUUUACAUUCGUCUUCUCGCUGUCAUUUCUAUGUGUGCAUUACUGUAUGUAUCAAUGAUGUAGUUGUAUUAAUUACUGUCGGUUGUUUUUUGAAGGACUGCCUACGAAUCUGUCUCUAAACUUGCCUACCUACUGCAAAUGUGGCUCUUAAAAAAAAAAAAAAAAAAGGAAAAAAGAAGAAAAAAAAAAAAAGGAUUUUAAAGAAGGCUUUGAUUUCAGUUUACCAGCCUACAUCAGUUCUCUGAAUAAUCUGAAUUAUACCACUGACAUGUUGCCAAUGUAGCCUGAAGCCCUCUGUGUUAGCUGUUUGUACCUUUUCCACUUUUGUGAAACCUGUAUUUUACUAUAAAACGGCUCCGAAGGCAAUUUUAGGUGAAGAAUGUAAGAAAUGUUUCCUCAUGUCUGUAAUGAUUCUGGGUCAGGGUUUGAUAGCUAACAGGCCUACUUGUUGCAACACUGGUAAACUUGAAAACAUUGUCAUUAUGUAUAAUUUGUGUGCCAAAUGACGCUUCUGUCUUUCUCUUGUGUGUCUGUUAUGGGUCAAUGUGAGCCCCCCCCUCCCCCCAUGUUGGUCUGUUCAUUAUGGUUCCUGUUGUACAACAUCAGAAACGCAACGUGUUCGCCCCCCCUGUGGAUUCAACUGCAACCGAAGGAAAAAAAACUGUUUUAAGGGCUUUGAUGUAAAAAUGUUACCAAUAAAUCUAUACUGGUUUUAAAA